CGUCACAUCCGGUUCUGCUGUUGCUGAUCCACGUUUGGACUGUCGUUAUAAACGAUCUGAAAAAAAUAAAUAAACCCAUGCAGGGAUAUAUCGACUGUCACUGUCAUAUAUCUGCUGAGGAUUUUGACAGCGACAUUGACGAUGUCAUUCAGGAGUCUAAAAAGGCUGGGCUUGUUGCCCUUCUUGCAGUAGCAGAGCAUGCUGGUGAAUUUGAGAAAAUUAUACAGCUCUCACAAAGGUUCCCAGGAUUCAUUAUGCCAUGUCUUGGAGUUCAUCCUGUCCAAGAUCCAGCACAACCCAGGGGUGCUUUACUUGAGGAUCUAGACGCAGCAUUACCACUGAUCCACAAAUACAAAGAGGAUAUUGUGGCUAUUGGUGAGGUCGGUCUGGAUUUCACACCACGUGUAGUCAACAAUGACGCUGGGAAAGACAGUCAGAGACAGGUGCUCAUUCGACAGGCUGAAAUCGCAAAAGAGCUGAAUCUGCCUCUGAAUGUACACUCAAGAUCCGCUGGAAGACCAACCAUCCAUCUUCUGAAGGAGUUGGGUGUAGAGAAUGCACUUCUUCAUGCAUUUGACGGAAAACCUUCGGUUGCGAUGGAAGGUGUAAAAGCUGGUUAUUUUUUCUCAAUACCUCCAUCCAUUGUCAGAAGUGAUCAGAAGCAGAAGCUGGUGAAGCAGGUUCCUCUGGAGAGCAUGUGUUUAGAGACGGAUGCUCCUGCACUCGGGCCUGAAAAACAGGUGAGGAAUGUACCAAGGAAUAUCAGCAUCAGUGCAGAAUAUAUUGCCAAAAUCAAAGGUGUUCCCUUGGAGAAGGUGAUGGAGGUCACUACCCAGAAUGCCCUGCGCCUCUUCCCCAAAUUAAAAGCAUUUAUCAAAGCCUGACAUUAAAAGGGACUUAUGCAAAGCUGCUGUUUUUAACAAACGUGUUUUGUUGUGCAACAAAUUGUGAUCAAGGAUUUCGUUAUUAGAGCAUAAAUGGACCCCAACUGGUUUUAAUUUAUUGAAUCCUGUCAAUAAAUAGUGCUCGUAAUUACAGGACAGAAUAUUCUCAAGAUAUUUUGAGAAGUGCGAAUACAAAUUUGUAGAAUGUUUUGCAGAUAAACGAAAAUGAAAUUUAAA
Messenger RNA from Carassius auratus (goldfish), 1121 nucleotides. Its product is annotated as putative deoxyribonuclease TATDN3. The transcript is spliced from 10 exons. Gene Ontology annotation, molecular function: hydrolase activity, acting on ester bonds. The record is from RefSeq and is a predicted model, not a curated record. Lineage: Eukaryota; Metazoa; Chordata; Actinopteri; Cypriniformes; Cyprinidae. The coding region runs from base 78 to 884 and encodes 268 amino acids.